Messenger RNA from Hansenula ciferrii, 954 nucleotides. It is a transcript of the gene ECM31, whose product is annotated as 3-methyl-2-oxobutanoate hydroxymethyltransferase. Gene Ontology annotation, biological process: pantothenate biosynthetic process. Gene Ontology annotation, cellular component: mitochondrion. NCBI's taxonomy places the organism in Eukaryota, Fungi, Ascomycota, Saccharomycetes, Phaffomycetales, Wickerhamomycetaceae. The coding region runs from base 1 to 954 and encodes 317 amino acids. The transcript has a single exon. The record is from RefSeq and is a predicted model, not a curated record. Gene Ontology annotation, molecular function: 3-methyl-2-oxobutanoate hydroxymethyltransferase activity; magnesium ion binding.
AUGCUCCAUCCUUUGAUCAAGAGACAUAGUCUCCAGUUCAUAAGGACAUUCCAUUCCACCAAUGUCAAAUUCAGUGCUCAAAGUAUUAUAAAAAGAAAAUCUUUAAACGAUAUACGUCAAUUAUAUAAUUCAAAUACUAAAAUUUCAGUUUUAACAGCUCAUGAUUAUAUAUCUGGUAAAAUUGCAAAUGAUUCUGAUGUGGAUAUGAUUCUUGUUGGUGAUUCUUUGGCAAUGGUUGCCCUUGGUUAUGAAGAUACUAAUGAAAUCCCAUUUGAUGAAUUCCUAUAUCAUUGUCGUGCUGUUUCAAGAGGUACUACAAAAAGUUUCCUUAUAGCAGAUUUACCAUUUGGUUCUUAUGAAUCUUCUAUUUCAAAAGCUAUAGAAUCUUCUGUUCAAUUAAUCUCCAAGGGAAGAGCAAAUGCUAUUAAAUUAGAAGGUGGUAAAGAAAUUGCUCCAACUAUUAAAAGUUUAACUCAAGUUGGUAUACCUGUUAUGGCACAUAUUGGGUUAACUCCACAAAGAUCAAAUUCUUUAGGUGGGUUCAAAGUCCAAGGAAACACUGGAGAUUCUGCUUUUGAUAUUUAUCAAGAUGCCCUUGAAGUACAGAAAGCUGGUGCUUUUGCAGUGGUAUUAGAAGCUAUUCCUGCAAAAAUUGGGAAAUUUAUUACAGAAAAUUUAAGCAUACCAACAAUUGGUAUUGGUGCAGGACCUGAUACAAGUGGUCAAGUACUUGUUCAAGCUGAUUUAUUAAACCUAACAAAUAGUGAAAUAAAUCCAAAAUUUGUUAAAAAAUAUCUAAAUGGUUAUAAAUUAAGUAUUGAUGCUAUUGGUGAAUAUAUUAAUGAUGUUAAAUCCCAGAAAUUUCCUGAAUUAGGUAUUCAUACUUAUAAAAUUAAAGAUGAUCAUUAUGAAAAUUUUAUUAAAAAAGUUGAUGAAUUAAAGAAUAAAAAAUAG